Molecule: messenger RNA, 669 nt
Organism: Gastrolobium bilobum
Lineage: Eukaryota; Viridiplantae; Streptophyta; Magnoliopsida; Fabales; Fabaceae
Exons: 1
Coding region: 1-669 (222 amino acids)
Cellular component (GO): plasma membrane
Molecular function (GO): kinase inhibitor activity
Source: RefSeq, a predicted model, not a curated record
AUGGACAAUAACCGCCGGAAAAAGAGCACCUCCGGCGACUCAUUCUCGUUCCCGAGCACCCCGAACCAAGACUCAGACUUCGAAUUCGGAUCCUUAACCCCUGAAUCACCCUCCAGUUACCCUUGUAGAACCUCACCAGCUGAUCAUCUCUUCUUCAAUGGCUUCCUUCAACCUCAUUCUUUCCCUUUGUCACAACAGCACCACCCCAUCGUGACGACGAGCCGAACCAGCAGCAUCAACAGCAAGGACUCGUUGUUGUCAUCACGAAGCAACAGCACCAAUAGCAGAGGAAGCAGUAGUUGCAGCAGUGCGAGGACAAGCUCUAGUGACAGUUCUGAGAGAAGGUUGUUUCACAACAAGGUCUCAUCAUCGGGCAAAGCUGCAUACAUGGUGAAUAGAUCAGUGGUUUCGCAGCGGUGGCAGUAUAUAACGCCGGUGCCGGCGUUGAACCGUGAUGUCUCUAAGAGAAGAAGAGGGGACAUGCAACAAGGGAAGGAGGAAGGAACAAAAAGGAAGAAGAAGAAGAACAAGAAGGACAAGGUAAGGGGUGUGCGGUUGCGGUUUGGCCGGAGAAUUUUCCGGUGGUUUGUGAUGGCAUGUAGAGAAUGUCAUGCCAUGGAACCGUCUAAGAACCACAAAAAAGAGAUAAGGAAAAAUCCAAGUGUAUAA